Messenger RNA from Aureobasidium pullulans EXF-150, 675 nucleotides. RefSeq lists its product as uncharacterized. Lineage: Eukaryota; Fungi; Ascomycota; Dothideomycetes; Dothideales; Saccotheciaceae. The transcript has 2 exons. The record is from RefSeq and is a predicted model, not a curated record. Bases 163 to 519 code for a protein of 118 amino acids.
CAAGGCUAAGGCCGAGAAGGCCCGUGAGGCCAAGCUCAAGGAGGAGAUGGACGCCAAGCGUGCCAAGACCAAGGCCGCCCGCGAGCGCAGACAGGAGCGUGUCGAGCAGAAGAGACUCGCUUUCGCUGCCGACGACGAGGAGAAGAAGGCAUAAACGAGACAAUGUCACGGCGUGGCUUGAUGAUAUCUGAAAAACGCACAAGUCCGUUACGGCGGUGCUCUCGGUUCGAAUGGUGUUCUCUCUUCGUGGGCUUACGUUCUGGCGUGCGAAAUAUACCGGGGACCGAAUGGAUCAGUGCAGGCAUCAGUUUUGCAUGUACAUCGGUUUUAUGCAAUGAGGGCAAUGUGAUCCAAAAACUUCUUUUUUUCUUUGCCAAAAUACCACUUGUGUUUCCUGUUCUCUACCUCGCAUCAAGGUAUGAAUCUAGAAUGUUGACUCGCGUGCUUGGGUUUGAAACAAGUCUUUGUCUUGUAGUCCUGUUCAUAUGCUCGGUGGGCAGCACAUGUAGUUCUCACUGAUCCAGUCAGACUCGUGAUGCUGUCAUCUCGCGAAGGUAAUAUGCUCUAGAUUAGAUGCACGUGAUGUUCAGGCUGCAGCUCCACUCCGCGCUUACAUCUCGAAUUUUCCAACGGCUAUCCCCAGUUCUAUCUUGAUGUUCGACACUUAAGGUUUAC